Molecule: messenger RNA, 1008 nt
Organism: Penicillium soppii
Lineage: Eukaryota; Fungi; Ascomycota; Eurotiomycetes; Eurotiales; Aspergillaceae
Exons: 2
Coding region: 1-1008 (335 amino acids)
Molecular function (GO): oxidoreductase activity
Source: RefSeq, a predicted model, not a curated record
AUGUCUUUCUUAUCAAUUCGCAAUGCGUACUCUCAAUUAUUUCCACCAAAACCUUUUUUUACCGAAAAGGAGAUCCCAACUCAACAAGGUCGCAUCUUCAUCAUUACAGGCGGCAAUUCUGGUAUUGGAUUCGAACUAUGCAAAAUCCUAUAUGGCACGGGUGCGACAAUUUACAUGACCUCUAGGUCCAAGGGACGAGCGAUAGCAGCGAUCAAGACUAUAGUGGAAGCCCGUCCGGCCCCAAAGACGCCCGGUCAGCUCAAGUUCCUUGAACUUGACCUGAACGAUCUCGAGUCAGUCAAGCGAGCAGCCGCCACAUUUGGACAACAGGAAUCCAGACUACACGUUCUGUGGAACAAUGCAGGAACUGGGGCGAACAUGGUUGAUCCGGGAUCUAAGACAGCACAAGGCUUCGAGGCUAUGGUUGGCAUGCAUUGCAUUGCAACAUUGCUUUUCACCAAGCUACUGUUGGCUCAACUCCAGGCUACAGCUGGAUUGGAAACACCAGGGUCCACGAGGGUAGUUUGGACAUCUAGUUUCCUGGCUGAAGGGGGUUCGCCGCCAAACGGAGUCGACUUCAAGUCCUUGGCAGAGGGUACGAAAGAUCGCAUUCGCAACUAUGCCGUGUCGAAAGCAGGAACGUGGAUGCUGUGUCGGGAAUGGGCGCAGCGAUACGGCGGAGAUGGAAUUGUCAGUGUGGUUCAAAAUCCUGGAAACCUUAAGGCUGGAUCGUAUGCGGGUACUCCGGCUAUAACUAUGUUUCUCAUAAGUCCACUUCUCCAUGAGGCACGAUUCGGUGCCUAUACCGGGCUGUAUGCCGGUCUUUCAUCGGAUAUCUCACUGGAAAACAAUGGCGCGUAUAUCAUUCCAUGGGGAAGAAUCCGAGAAGAUAAGGAUUGUCCGCGAAAGGAUAUUCUCAAAGCAAUGCUUCCGCUCGAGGAAGGUGGUUUGGGGUAUAGUGCGAAAUUAUGGCAGUGGUGUGAGGAACAGUGGAAGCAAUAUCUGUGA